Molecule: messenger RNA, 1715 nt
Organism: Scatophagus argus
Lineage: Eukaryota; Metazoa; Chordata; Actinopteri; Scatophagidae
Gene: ddx49
Product: DEAD (Asp-Glu-Ala-Asp) box polypeptide 49
Exons: 13
Coding region: 167-1606 (479 amino acids)
Molecular function (GO): RNA helicase activity; ATP binding; nucleic acid binding
Source: RefSeq, a predicted model, not a curated record
GAAGAAACAGAAUUACGUCGGCUGUUACGUCACCUUCGAGCGACAAUUGAUGUAACACACGAGGAUGUUUUACACUACAUUAAAACACAGUAUUUCCGUGGUAGAUUUGUAAAACAAAGUACACAAACGUAGUUAAUCAAGCCUGAGAGAACGAGAUAAAUCAGAGAUGGCUGACUUUUCGUCGUUGGGUCUCUCAGACUGGCUGGUUAAACAGUGUAAACAACUGGGGAUCAACAGACCGACUCCUGUCCAGGAAAACUGCAUGCCAGCUAUACUGCAAGGUCGAGACUGUAUGGGCUGUGCAAAGACUGGAAGUGGGAAGACGGCAGCAUUUGUGCUCCCAGUGCUGCAGAAACUGUCCGAGGACCCGUAUGGCAUCUUCUGUUUGGUGCUCACUCCCACCAGGGAGCUCGCCUAUCAGAUCGCAGAGCAGUUUCGAGUCCUGGGGAAGCCGCUGGGUCUGAGAGACUGCAUCAUCGUCGGUGGAAUGGACAUGGUGAGCCAGGCCCUGGAGCUGUCCAACAAACCACAUGUGGUCGUAGCAACGCCGGGACGGCUGGCCGAUCACAUCCGCAGCUCCAACACUUUCAGCAUGAGCAAGAUCCAGUUUCUAAUUAUGGACGAGGCAGACCGGCUGUUGGAGCAGGGUUGCACUGAUUUCACCAAAGACCUGGAGACGAUCAUGGGGAUUUUACCGGCUAAACGGCAGACGCUGCUGUUCAGCGCCACACUCACUGAUACCCUACAGGCGCUGAAGAACAUUGCCAUGAAUAAACCUUUCUUCUGGGAGAGCAAGUCAGAGACACGGACGGUGGAGGAGUUGGACCAAAGGUACAUCCUCACUCCAGAGAAGGUGAAGGACGCCUAUCUGGUCCACCUGAUCCAGAUGUUUACCGACCAGCAUGACGACUGGUCCAUCAUCAUCUUCACCAACACGUGCAAGAACUGCCAAAUCCUCACCAUGAUGCUGCAGAAAUUGAACUUUCCAACCAUCUCUCUGCACUCCAUGAUGAAACAGAAACAAAGAUUUGCGAACCUCGCCAAGUUCAAAGCCAGCGUCUACAAAAUCCUGAUUGCGACAGACGUGGCUGCCAGGGGUUUGGAUAUUCCGUCCGUCCAGGUCGUCAUCAACCACAACACCCCCGGCCUUUCCAAGAUCUACAUCCACAGAGUCGGACGAACAGCAAGAGCAGGGAGGAAUGGUGUGUCCAUCACACUGGUGACUCAGUACGACAUCCACCUGGUCCAGUCCAUCGAAGAACAGAUUCAGUCGAAGCUGAAGGAAUAUCCUGUGGAGGAGAAAGAAGUCCUGAAGAUCCUCACUCAAGUCAACGUGACCAGACGGGAGUGCGAAAUAAAACUUGAAUCGACAGACUUUGAUGAGAAAAAGGAGAUCAACAAGAGGAAACAGCUGAUCUUGGAAGGGAAGGAUCCAGACCUGGAGGCCAAGAGGAGGGCCGAGCUGGAGAAGAUCAAGAGCCAGAAGAAGAAGUUCAAACAGAAAAUCCAGGAGAACAUUCAGAGACAGAAACGUGGACAGAUGAAAAAGAAUCUGACAAAGAGAAAACAGACAGAGAAGAAAAAGGCGACGCAGGCUGCAAAGUGAAAACCGCUGUGACCCACGUGUAUAUACUCCAAGUUUUAUUACUGUAAAAUACCUGUAAUAUGUUAAGAUCUGCAAUAAAUCUGAAGACAAUAACUCUUAUACAAAUGAA